AUGGCAUCUGCUCGCCAUGUCGUCGUUUCUACGGCUUCAGGGACCGGUCAAGCACAAUCUUUCUACGAAACACAUCUGACCAACACUUUCAAGUCUCUCGGCUUCAAGGAAGGAGAGCAAUUCUUCGUGCAUUUCACAAAAUCCGAAGACACCAUCACGGAACUUACAAGAGAUGUAUUUCUUCCCGCCGCAAAUACCGGCGCUGUGAUUUCCAUCAUCUUGCUGAGCGGUGAUGGCGGUGUUGUUGAUAUUAUCAACGCCAUCCUCACUUCAUCACGAGGCCCUGACUUCUCUUGUCCUGAGAUUACGCUACUGCCAUUAGGGACUGGCAAUGCGCUGGCAAACUCUUUGGGUAUCACAGCGGAUGACAGCAUGGGUCUGUCGACUUUGAUGCAGGGACAAUCACGACCCCUGCCAAUUCUGCGCACCACUUUCUCUCCAGGCUCAAGACUGCUCAUUCACGAAGGCAGCGAAGAAGCUGAACUCUCCAAUUACAACGGCAAGCCAACGAUUUGGGCCGCUGUGGUGUGUAGUUGGGGCAUGCAUGCUUCAUUGGUUGCCGACAGCGACACGACCGAGUAUCGCAAACACGGCGUCGAACGCUUCCAGAUGGCAGCCAAAGCAGCGCUCUACCCCGAGGAUGGCUCACCGCCUCAUAAGUACCGCGGUCGUGUCUCUGUACUGCGUGGAUCAAAAUGGCAUGAACUAGAAGAGCAAGAACAUGCAUACGUCCUCGCAACCUUUGUCUCUAACCUCGAAAAGAACUUUACCAUCUCGCCUGCUUCAGAACCACUGGAUGGAAAGUUGAGGUUGAUUCACUUUGGCCCCAUGUCCGGUGACGAAGUCAUGGCAGUCAUGACUGAGGCAUACAAACAGGGCAAGCAUGUCGAAGAUGACAGGGUUCGCUACGAAGAGAUUGAUGGCUUGAGAAUAGCAUUUGACGAUUCAGAGGAACAUGGCCGUUGGCGAAGGAUUUGUGUCGAUGGCAAGAUCAUCCGUGUAGAAAAGGGAGGCUGGGUCGAACUCGUCAAGGAAGACACUCGUGUUCUCGACAUUGUUUGCAACUCUGAGCAUGUUUAG
Messenger RNA from Aureobasidium uvarum, 1080 nucleotides. Lineage: Eukaryota; Fungi; Ascomycota; Dothideomycetes; Dothideales; Saccotheciaceae. The record is from the annotation of a GenBank genome assembly.